This is a messenger RNA of Emys orbicularis (European pond turtle), 945 nucleotides long. RefSeq names its product secreted frizzled related protein 1 (gene SFRP1). NCBI's taxonomy places the organism in Eukaryota, Metazoa, Chordata, Testudines, Emydidae. Gene Ontology annotation, molecular function: Wnt-protein binding. The record is from RefSeq and is a predicted model, not a curated record. Gene Ontology annotation, biological process: canonical Wnt signaling pathway; non-canonical Wnt signaling pathway. The coding region runs from base 1 to 945 and encodes 314 amino acids. The transcript is spliced from 3 exons.
AUGGGCAGAGUCCAGAGUCCAGGAGGCCCCAGCUGGAGCGGAGCCGGGGCUCUGCUGGCCUUGGCGGCCGGACUCUUUGCUUGCAGUAAUGCAAAUGAAUACGACUAUGUGAGUUUCCAGUCCGACAUAGGCUCUUACCAAAGUGGGCGAUUUUACACCAAACCCCCGCAGUGUGUGGCCAUCCCAGCGGACCUGCGCCUCUGCCACAGCGUGGGCUAUGACAAGAUGGUCCUGCCCAACCUGCUGGACCACGAGACCAUGGCCGAGGUGAAGCAGCAGGCCAGCAGCUGGGUGCCCUUGCUCAACAAGAACUGCCACAUUGGCACCCAGGUCUUCCUCUGCUCCCUGUUUGCCCCUGUGUGCCUGGACCGGCCCAUCUAUCCCUGCCGCUGGCUCUGCGAGGCCGUGCGUGACUCCUGUGAGCCCGUCAUGCAGUUCUUUGGCUUCUACUGGCCAGAAAUGCUCAAGUGCGACCAGUUCCCCCAGGACGACGUCUGCAUUGCGAUGACCACUCCCAAUGCCACAGAGGCUUCCAAGCCCCAAGGAACGGCUGUGUGUCCCCCCUGCGACAACGAGAUGAAGUCAGAUGCCAUCAUUGAACACCUGUGUGCCAGUGAAUUCGCUUUCAAGAUGAAAAUAAAGGAAGUGAAAAAGGAGAACGGGGACAAAAAGAUUGUUCCAAAGAAGAAGAAGCCCCUGAAAUUGGGAACAAUCAAGAGAAAAGACCUCAAGAAGCUAGUACUGUAUCUAAAGAAUGGAGCAGACUGCCCUUGCCACCAGCUGGACAACCUCAGCAACCACUUCCUGAUCAUGGGCCGCAAAGUGAAGACCCAGUACCUGCUGAUGGCCAUUCACAAGUGGGAUAAGAAAAACAAAGAGUUCAAAAAGUUCAUGAAGAAAAUGAAAACUCUGGAGUGUCCAACAUUUCAGUCGCUCUUCAAAUGA